UGAUCGGUGGAUUUCUAUUGGAGAAGCAGUUUUAGCCUAUCUUCAUACUGUACUGUCUUUGGUUACGUUUUCGUUCAUGUAGGCUGACUUAGUAAAUUCCAUUGAGCUAUAUAAAUUCCAUACCCUCACAAGUGACCUCUCACCUCUUGACUGACUGAUGACGCCAGGUUAAUGUUUGGGGUCAGGGACAUCGCCAGUAGUGACAGGACAGGCUCUACAACUACACAAUCGAGAGAUGGCCGCAUACUCUUGGUAAUCUGAUAGCUAGCUAGCUGUUGAUGGCUUCGACUGUUGCUACAUAGUUUUAUUGAUUUGGCAACCGUGGUUAGUUUGCCACGUCUGUAAUGUGAUAACAUUAGACGAGCUAUGUGAGUGCCCCGACCGGCUGCCCGACCACAUAGGACAGCAGCAGCAGGUCAGUUCAUGUUGUUUUCUGACUGCCUUCUCCGUCCUGUCUAGCUAGCUACUGGCACUGCAUUGACUGAGGCAAAUCCGUUAUAGCUAGGAGUGUGGUGUUCAUGUAGGUACUAGUUAGCUAGUAACCAAGGAUAUCUACUCUAGCGAUAAUAGCUAAACCUGCAGCCAGGCUAAGCAAGCUAUGCCGGAUGGGUGGCUGACUGGCGUAUGCCAGAUGGUCUUUAUUUAACUAGCUAGUUAAUUAAUAAAGACCAUCUUGCAUACGCCAGUCAGCCACCCGGCUAGCUAGCUCGCUCGCCAUCACCAUCAUGAGACUCUAGUACAUGCCAAUAAUGUUUGCUGUGCUCCUGACAGCUCUUCUCUUUCCGUCCUACAAGAGAAACCUCAAACGUUAACGCGCUGCCAAAAUAAUAAAGAACCAGCACUAUUCCGUCAUCAUUUGGACUAUUGCGGAUCUAAUCUAAAACAGAGAUACCAUGCAUGGGUAAUAAUACCGUUACUCUCUUGUGUAUCUCUAGCUAGUGCUCAGAGAUUAGCUAACAUGGUUGUUUUGUUGUUAUUAUUUCUAUUUCAGGUCCUCAGUUAGCUACAGUACCACAGAUCUGGCUCCUAGCCUGGCACAGAGCAUCACACAGACAAUACAUCUGGGACAGGUGCCUCUGCGCCCAACUCUCUCUCUCUCUGUAGGCCUGAGGGAUACGGGUGAUGUCAGAGGGCCUGGGGCCAGAGGGGGGGCUGUCUCAGCCUGCCCCCCCCACCAUCACUGUUCAGGACCUGUCACACAGACCUGCACACACACCUCUGGACAGGAUCACACCUGCACACACACUUCUGGAUGGGAACACGCCUGUGGAGCAGGUGAGUUUGUGUGUGUACUGUUCUGUGAAGGAAUGAUCAGUAAUGUGUGUGUGUGUGUGUGUGUGUCAGGGUUGGGCACAAUUCAGGUUUGAAUUGAAUGCUUCAUGAAUUCCAAUGUAAUUCUUGAAUUUUAAUUACAUUUUAAUUGUAGUAAACAGAAUAUAGAAUUGUAAUUUGAAUUAGAAGGAAAUAUAAUUGAAUUCAGUUAAAUUCAGGGUUGUGGGUUCGUUUCCCACGGGGGGCCAGUAUGAAAAUGUAUGCACUCACUAACUAUAAGUCGCUCUGGAUAAGAGCGUCUGCUAAAUGACUAAAAUGUAAAAUUCAAUGAAAUUCAAAUGCCUCUUCUAUUCUAUAUUAGGUGUAGUCUAUACAAAUAUACAUCUUGAAAAUAAAACAACAAACGUUGUUGUAUACAUGCAUAUAAAAUAUUGUUGAACAGUUGAUUUUCAGGACAAACUCUUGAAAUUAAUGAUCAAGGAAAACAGAACCUGUAUGUGAAUAUUCUAAGUUAUUAUAUUUAAUUAAUCACUUACAUUUUGUUCAAUAUGGGCUUAAGUACUACAUUUCCCAGAAUGCAUUAGUUUAACCCUCAAGUUGACCCUGAGGCCUUCAAAAAGAAGCCAAACAAAUGAAAUGGUUGGUGGAAAUAUAAUUGGCUAUUCUAAGCACUAUGGUUAAAAGAGUAUAUAAACAUUGUUUCCAUUGUUUCUUUGAUAUCUGGAAGUGUGACCUGUCAGAUUAAAUGAAACUCUCAAAUUCUGCAUCCUGUGGGGUCUGGCCAAUUCAAUUCGAAUUUCAACUCAUGAGUUGAAUGGGAGUCAAUUCCAAAAUUCUGAAUUGAGCCCAACCCUGGUGUGUGUCUCAGCUGCACCGGAAGUGUCAAGUCAUGAUCAAUUACCUGUGUGUGUGUGGGGAGAGGGUCCAAUAUCCAUUGUUAGUCAUUGUUAACAGGCUCCACUGUCACUCUCCAAUAACCCAGUAGAAAUCCCAUAAUAGUCCAUAACCACAAAUACAGGCUUGAGACUUUGCCAGGAACUUUCCAGACUUGGCUGAUGUAAAACAGAUUCUGAAAGGCAAAACCCUCCCAUAACACUUCUAUAGCAGAGGCCUUAUAAGGCAGCUUGUCCUGUCAGUAAACACUUGUUGACUAACGUCAGUCACUACUAGGUUCCUCCCCAGCCUCUUACAACACUGCCCCCUCCACUAGUCCCCCUGCUCUAGUGUGUGUGUGCUUUGGUCCCCUUGCUCAAAGUCAACUGUUACAUUCUCCUGCCCCACAGAGCUAAUGUUACAAUAAGAACGGUAUGUCCUGCAGUCACCUUAGGGCCUGUGCCAACUGCCAACACACACACACACAACAGAGGUUAGGAAGGGAGGGGUAGUCAUACAGUUGACACUUUUAUAGUGUAGGUCUAUUCAAAAGCAUUGUCAUGAUUGGCAAAAGCCAAUUUGUGUGAACGGAUACAGGUCAUUAUUAGUUUGGUUAGAAACUCUGUUGCGAGGCGAAGGAGACUUCCUGUUUGGGUAGCUAACAGGAAGUGCCUUCCAUAAACAUUCCUGGUUCAUUCCUAAAGCCACAUUACGGAAUCUGUUUAGAAGAGCAAUGUCAUGGUUAAGUUGUGUAAAAUCUGCAUUGGUGUCACAGGAAUAAAAUGAUUGCCCAGGCAACAGAAGGUUUAACCAGCACAAAUCAGAGUUUUUAUUUCGCAACUCGGAGUUGAACGUUUUGGCUGUGGAAACACUGUUGCAGAAUGUCCUUUUGCGUACAGAAUUCUAGCACAGCACGUGAAGUGAGGAUGUCAAUCUCCCUUCCAGAGGUACAGAGAGAUCCAGCCUUUGUGCUGUUCUUUCACACUCUGGGGCUGAGUUAGGGCCCAGGUUAGCUGUGAGUAGAGGAGAAAAUAGGCAAAUAGUGGGGAAGAGUGAAGAGGAAAUAAGAGAGGAACAGAGGAAAGGCGAGGGAGAGAGGAGAUGCUUGCUGCGGUAGAGAGAAUAAAGCAGAGCUUUGUUUAGCCCGGGAGAGGUCCGUUACGCUGUGCUCUCCUCGCCUGUCCUGGUCUCGUCUCUGCUCGUCUCCUGAGGAUCAGUGAUCAGUGGGAGCUACAGGAAAAAGGGACAACCGACGCCCUGCUUGGCUGCUGUUUUAAUUAUUGAAGCUCCUGGCUGUAACUGUAGAAUGGUGUGAUUGUGGAGAGACUGUGCUGUGUGGAGGGGAAGGUAGGUCGAACUACGUCAGGGGUUGUGACGUUACUACCUCCCUAGAAUAGCACCCAUGGAUCUCUACAGAGACCUCCUGGUUAUAGGGGUCUUAAAGUAGAUUUUUCCAGUGAAGGUGAAUGAGGACUAACUAAUCAGGUGGGUGCUACUGUAGCUGCAGGGUUUUUCAGAGCUUAGUGUUAUUUAGACCUUUGUUUCUCCAGUGUUGCUUCUUACUGUAUGUGCAUGUGUAAAUACAGAAUUCUACUCAGUUAGUUAUGUCGCGUUCAAGACAACUCGGAAAAUUGGACAUUUCUGACUUGGAAACUCGUUGUAGAAAGAUGAGCUCUGAAUUUCCCACUUGGAAAGUAUCAGAGUCGACCAAUAUGAAGCCCUAAUCAAAAAAGGUAUGCACAUUUUCACUUGUAGGUUCAGAGUUUCUGAGUUGUCUUGAAAGCACCAUUACACCCCAGGUAUCAGUAUGAUGAUGAUGUCACCCCUGCAGGUGUCUGGCGUGGUGGACGAGACCUCCCCUUCCUCCACUUCCUCCUUCGAGUUGGUUGACAUGGAGCCAGCUCCGCCCCUGUACCAGCCCGUGCAACCCCAUUGGUUCUACUGUCGCCAUGCCGACUCCAAGGAUGUGUGGCUCCCUUUCAGCAGAAAGGACUCGGAGAGACUGGAACAGGCCUUGUCUACCGGUGAGAUGGAGAGGGGAACUAGAGAGAGGGAGGGCAGCAGAAGGAGGUAGAGAGAGAAUGUGUGUUGAACAACUGUCAGAUAGUUAUCACCAUAACAGUCCUCUCUGGUCUGCUGCCCACUGGGUCAGUCCCUGCGGCUGGCAGAAAUGAGAGGAAUAGGCUACACACUCACAUGGUCUCUUUAUCCGUUUCAUCUGAAUAUUUGUGUGUGUUCUGUGUGUGUGUGUGUGUGUGUGUGUGUGUGUGUGUUUAGGAGGAGAGGAGGAGGAGGUGGUGGUGGCAGUAGAAGGGGAGAGAUAUGACGUGCGUGUUCGGGAGCGUCAGAGGUAUGCGGUGUACUGGGAGCAGGGCCCGUCAGAGGUGCGACGCUGUACCUGGUUCUAUAAAGGCGAUAAAGAUGCCAGAUACAUGCCCUACCCUGAGGAGUUCAGCACCAACCUGGAGGUAAGACACCAACGUUACCCUGGCAGAGCUGUAACAUCACUACAAUGUUAUUACAGCAUCAUGUCAACAUUAGUACCCCCAUUAUUACACCAUCGGUACAACAUUGCUACAACGUAAUCAACAUUACUACAACACUAAUACACCAUUACAACAACAAUAGUACAUAACUACAAUAUUAUUACAGCGCUACUAAAUUGUCCUACACAUUUUUUUAUUCUCUUAAUUCUGGCUUGUAAUCCCCCCGCCCCCUCCUCCCUGUCUGUCUGUCUGUCAGGAUGCCUAUAUGAUAGCAGUGACUCUAGAUGAGUGGAAAAGGAAGCUGGAGUUUCCUUCAGGAGAGACAGUCAUCCUGCACAACCCUAAAGUAAGAACGCUGACCGCACCUCACCUCUUUGCUACACUAAUGGGACUGACCGAUGCUAUGCUAAGUUUGGAUGCAUUAGUUAUGGGGUGUAAUGUCUUUAGUAUCUGCACCCUCUCCCCCUCUAUCUGUAUUUACUCGCUCUUUUUCUUUCUCCACCCCUAACCCUCCUUCCAUGGUCAGUUGAUCAUGCAGUACCAGCCAAUCGCGUUGCAGGACGAGUGGGUCUCCUCUCCCUCGGAGCAGACUCGCCCACGUACUGUCAAGAGGGGUGUCGACAACAUCACAGCAGAGAUACCUGACGGUGUGUGUGUGUGAGAGAUAUAUUUGCUGUUUGCCCUCUGGUCAGUCUCAAAGCCAUUUAGUAUAAUGGAUUACCUCCAGUAUAUCUGUGUCCUACAUUAUUAAACACCUUUUUAGGUGUGUGUGUGCGAGUUUAUAAUCUGCAUGUGUGUGAGACAUGUGUCCUGCUCUACUGAAGGCCUGUGUGUGUUAUCCAGGUGAGCCAGAGACAAUAGAUCACCUGGUGUUCAUGGUUCACGGCAUCGGCCCCGCCUGUGACAUUCGCUUCAGAUCUAUCAUACAAUGUGGUGAGUGUGUGUGUCUGUGCCUGUUUGACUGUGUGUGUGUGUGUGUCAAUGCAUGUGUUUGACUGUGUUUGUGGCUGUCGGGCCAUGUGUUUGUGAGUGCGUGUGUGUGUCAACUGUGUGUGUGUGUUAACGGUAUCUCUGUGUGUGUGUGUUAACAGUCUCUCUCUCUGUGUGUGUGUGUGUGUGUAGUGAAUGACUUUAGGAGUGCGUCCCUGUCCCUGCUGGGGAGCCAUUACAGGAGAGGCCAGGAGGAGGGCAGGGUGGGCAGAGUGGAGUUCCUACCUGUCAACUGGCACAGCGCACUACACGGAGACGCCACUGGAGUAGACGAGUAAGAACAUGCACGCAUACACACACACACACACACACACACGCAUACACACACACACACAGAGAGAUAAGCAACCUCAGUCUAGUCAACCAGUAUCUAAUACUGCAUUUACUCAUCUCUUUCUCUCUCUAUCGCUGUCUACCCCUCUCCUCUCACUCCCCCUUCUCCUCCUCUCACCCCCCUCUCUACCCUUCUCUCUCCCCCUCACCCCCCUUCUCUCUCCCCUCUCUCUUCCCUCUCCUUCCCUUCUCUCUCUCUCCCCUAUCUCUCAGGGACAUCCAGAGGAUCACUCUCCCCAGUAUCAGUCGUCUGAGACAUUUCACCAAUGACACUCUGCUCGACCUGUUUUUCUACAACAGUCCUACCUACUGCCAGACCAUAGUGGACACAGUGGCCUCCGAGGUUAACAAGCUCCACUCACUGUUCAAACACAGACACCCAGAGUUCACUGGGGCAGUGUCUGUGGUUGGACACAGCCUGGGUGAGACACGCACACACACACACACACACACACGGACACACCAGGAUUCGAUACUGCGAUCAAAACAGCAUUUGCAACCAUUUUGACUUGGGAGUGCAACACACAUUUUUAAAAAAUUGGUUGCCAGGGUGUCAGUGAAAUUGUUUUACCUGGUCACAUUAUCUAUAUAUUUUUAUCAUCAUGAUUUAUUCAAACCGUAAUGUGCCAUUGACCAAAAAUAAACCAACUUUCUGAAGAGGCAACAACGGUACAGGAAUGCCCCUGUGUGUGUGUGUCAGUGCCCGCUUGGGCCAGUGUAAAAACUAUUGUAAUAAUGCUAUUUUUAAUCUAGGCUAUAUAAUUGAUUAAAAACUAUUAGGAUUCUCGAAGCUGUUCGUUCGUUAUGUUGAUUAUUUAUCACAUGUAUAGCCUAUAGAUCAGGGAUGGGCAACUGGCGGCCUUGGCCCCCCUUUUGUAGGCCCGCGGACCAAUAUAUAAAAAUAAAAAAAAGAUAUAGAAAUACAGUGCCUUCGGAAAGUAUUCAGACCCCUUGACUUUUUCCACAUUUUGUUAGGUUACAGCCUUAUACUAAAAUUGAUUAAGUUGUUUUUUUCCUUCAUCAAUCUACACACAAUACCCCAUAAUGACAAAGCAAAAACAGGUUUUUAGACAUUUUUGCUAAUUUAUAAAAAAAGAACUGAAAUAUCACAUUUACGUAAGUAUUCAGACCCUUUACUCAGUACUUUGUUGAAGGACCUUUUGCAGCCUUGAGUCUUCUUGGGUAUGACGGUACAAACUUGGCACACCUGUAUUUGGGGAGUUUCACCCAUUCUUCUCUGCAGAUCCUCUCAAGCUCUGUCAGGUUGGAUGGGGAGCGUUGCUGCACAGCUGUUUUCAGGUCUCUCCAGAGAUGUUCGAUCGGGUUCAAGUCCAGGCUCUGGCUGGGCCACUUAAGGAUAUUCAGAGACUUGUCCCGAAGCCACUCCUGCGUUGUCUUGGCUGUGUGCUUAUGGUCGUUGUCCUGUUGGAAGGUGAACUGUUGCCCCAGUCUGAGGUCCUGAGCGCUCUGGAGCAGAUUUUCAUCAAGGAUCUCUCUGUACUUUGCUCUGUUCAUCUUUGCCUCGAUCCUGACUUGUCUCCCAGUCCCUGCCACUGAAAAACAUCCCCACAGCAUGAUGCUGCCACCACCAUGCUUCACCGUAGGGAUGGUACCAGGUUUCCUCCAGACGUGAUGCUUGGCAUUCAGGCCAAAGAGUUCAAUCUUGGUUUCAUCAGACCAGAGAAUCUUGUUUCUCGUGGUCUGAGAGUCUUUAGGUGCCUUUUGGCAAACUCCAAGCAGGCUGUCAUGUGUCUUUUACUGAGGAAUGGUUUCCAUCUUGCCACUCUACCAUAAAGGCCUGAUUGGUGGAGUGCUGCAGAGAUGGUUGUCCUUCUGGAAGGCUCUCCCAUCUCCACAGAGGAACUCUAGAGCUCUGUCAGAGUGACCAUCGGGUUCUUGGUCGCCUCCCUGACCAAGGCCCUUCUCCUCCGAUUGCUCAGUUUGGCCGGGCAGCCAGCUUUAGGAAGUGUCUUGGUGGUUCCAAACUUCUUCCAUUUAAGAAUGAUGGAGGCCACUGUGUUCUUGGGGACUUUCAAUGCUGCAGAAAGGUUUUGGUACCCUUCCCCAGAUCUGUGCCUCGACACAAUCCUGUCUCGGAGCUCUAUGGACAAUUCCUUCGACCUCAUGGCUUAGUUUUUGCUCUGACUUGCACUGUCAACUGUAGGACCUUAUAUAGACAGGUGUGUGCAUUUCCAAAUCAUGUCCAAUCAAUUUAAUUUACCACAGGUGGACUCCAAUCAAGUUGUAGAAACAUCUGAAGGAUGAUCAAUGGGAACAGGAUGCACCUGAGCUCAAUUUUGAGUCUCAUAGCAAAGGGUCUGAAUACUUAUGUAAAUAAGGUAUUUCUGUUUUUUAUUUUUUGAUAAAUUUGCAAAAUUUCUAAAUACCUGUUUUUGCUUUCUCGUUAUGGGGUAUUGUAGAUUGCUGAGGAUUUUUUUAAUUGAAUCUAUUUUAGAUUAAGGCUGUAACGUAGCAAAAUGUGGAAAAAGUUAAGGGGUGUGAAUACUAUAUAUAUACAUACAUACAUACAGUGGGGAGAACAAGUAUUUGAUACACUGCCGAUUUUGCAGGUUUUCCUACUUACAAAGCAUGUAGAGGUCUGUAAUUUUUAUCAUAGGUACACUUCAACUGUGAGAGACGGAAUCUAAAACAAAAAUCCAGAAAAUCACAUUGUAUGAUUUUUAAGUAAUUAAUUUGCAUUUUAUUGCAUGACAUAAGUAUUUGAUCACCUACCAACCAGUAAGAAUUCCGGCUUUCACAGACCUGUUAGUUUUUCUUUAAGAAGCCCUCCUGUUCUCCACUCAUUACCUGUAUUAACUGCACCUGUUUGAACUCGUUACCUGUAUAAAAGACACCUGUCCACACACUCAAUCAAACAGACUCCAACCUCUCCACAAUGGCCAAGACCAGAGAGCUGUGUAAGGACAUCAGGGAUAAAAUUGUAGUCCUGCACAAGGCUGGGAUGGGCUACAGGACAAUAGGCAAGCAGCUUGGUGAGAAGGCAACAACUGUUGGCGCAAUUAUUAGAAAAUGGAAGAAGUUCAAGAGCACGGUCAAUCACCCUCGGUCUGGGGCUCCAUGCAAGAUCUCACCUUGUGGGGCAUCAAUGAUCAUGAGGAAGGUGAGGGAUCAGCCCAGAACUACACGGCAGGACCUGGUCAAUGACCUGAAGAGAGUUGGGACCACAGUCUCAAAGAAAACCAUUAGUAACACACUACGCCAUCAUGGAUUAAAAUCCUGCAGCGCACGCAAGGUCCCCCUGCUCAAGCCAGCGCAUGUCCAGGCCCGUCUGAAGUUUGCCAAUGCUUUUUGGUCUAAACUCCACUCGCCGUGUUUGUAGGAAGAAGAAGGAUGAGUAGAACCCCAAGAACACCAUCCCAACCGUGAAGCAUGGAGGUGGAAACAUCAUUCUUUGGGGAUGCUUUUCUGCAAAGGGGACAGGACGACUGCACCGUAUUGAGGGGAGGAUGGAUGGGGCCAUGUAUCGUGAGUAAGAGCAUUGAAGAUGGGUCGUAGCUGGGUCUUCCAGCAUGACAACGACCCAAAACACACAGCCAGGGCAACUAAGGAGUGGCUCCGUAAGAAGCAUCUGAAGGUCUGUAUGGAGGAGUGGGCCAAAAUCCCUGCUGCAGUGUGUGCAAACCUGGUCAAGACCUACAGGAAACGUAUGAUCUCUGUAAUUGCAAACAAAGGUUUCUGUACCAAAUAUUAAGUUCUGCUUUUCUGAUGUAUCAAAUACUUAUGUCAUGCAAUGAAAUGCAAAUUAAUUACUUAAAAGUCAUACAAUGUGAUUUUCUGGAUUUUUGUUUUAGAUUCCGUCUCUCACAGUUGAAGUGUACCUAUGAUAAAAAUUACAGACCUUUACAUGCUUUGUAAGUAGGAAAACCUGCAAAAUCGGCAGUGUAUCAAAUACUUGUUCUCCCCACUGUAUAUAUUAGUACCAGUCAAAAGUUUGGACACACCUACUCAUUCCAUCAUUCUUUAUUUUUACUAUUUUGUACAUUGUAGAAUAAUAUUGAAGACAGGAAAACAAUGAAAUAACACAUAUGGAAUCAUAUAGUAACCAAAAAAGUGUUAAACAAAUCAAAAUAUAUUUUAUAUUUGAGAUUCUUCAAAGUAGCCACCCUUUGCCUUGAUGACAGCUUUGCACACUCUUGGCAUUCUCUCAACCAGCUUCACCUGGAAUGCUUUUCCAACAGUCUUGAAGGACUUCCCACAUAUGCUGAGCACUUGUUGGCUGCUUUUCCUUCACUCUGCCGUCCGACUCAUCCCAAACCAUCUCAAUUGGGUUGAGGUCGGGGGAUUGUGGAGGCCAGGUCAUCUAAUGCAGCACUCUCCUUCUUGGUAAAAUAGCCUUUACACAGCCUGGAGGUGUAUUGGGUCAUUGUCCUGUUGAAAAACAAAUGAUAGUCCCACUAAGCCCAAACCAGAUGGGAUGGAGUAUCGCUGCAGAAUGCUUUGGUGGCCAUGCUGGUUAAGUGUGCCUUCAAUUCUAAAUAAAUCACAGACAGUGUCACCAGCAAAGCACCCCCACACCAUAAGACCUCCUCCUCCAUGCUUUAUGGAGGGAAAUACACAUGCAGAGAUCAUCCGUUCACCCACACUGCGUCUCACAAAUACACGGUGGUUGGAACCAAAAGUCUCAAAUUUGGACUACAGACCAAAGGACAAAUUUCCACCGGUCUAAUGUUCAUUGCUUGUGUUUCUUGGCCCAAGCAGGUCUCUUCUUCUUAUUUGGUGUCCUUUAGUAGUGGUUUCUUUGCAGCAAUUCGACCAUGAAGGCCUGAUUCACACAGUCCCCUCUGAACAGUUGAUGUUGAGAUGUGUCUGUGACUUGAACUCUGUGAAGCAUUUAUUUGGGCUGCAAUUUCUGAGGCUGGUAACUCUUGAACUUAUCCUCUGCAGCAGAGGUAACUCUGGGUCUUCCAUUCCUGUGGUUGUCCUCAUGAGAGCCAGUUUCAUCAUAGUGCUUGAUGGUUUUUGCGACUGCACUUGAAGAAACGUUCAAAGUUCUUGAAAUGUUCCAUAUUGACUGACCAUCCUGUCUUAAAGUAAUCAUGGACUGUCGUUUCUCUUUGCUUAUUUGAGAUGUUCUGGCCAUAAUAUGGACUUGUUAUUUUACCAAAUAGGGCUAUCUUCUGUAUACAUUUUACAUUUGAGUCAUUUAUCAGACGCUCUUAUCCAGAGCGACUUACAGUUAGUGAGUGCCUCCUACCUUGUCACAACACAACUGAUUGGCUCAAACGCAUUAAGAAAUUCCACAAAUUAACUUUUAAGAAGGCACACCUGUUAAUUGAAAUGCAUUCAAGGUGACUACCUCAUGAAGCUGGUUGAGAGAAUGCCAAGAGUGUGCAAAGCUGUCAUCAAGGCAAAGGGUGGCUAUUUUGAAGAAUGUCAAAUAUAAAAUAUACUUUUGAUUUGUUUAACACUUUUUUUGGUUACUACAUGAUUCCAUGUGUUAUUUCGUAGUUUUGAUGUCUUCACUAUUAUUUUACAAUGUACAAAAUAGUAAAAAUAAAGAAAAACCCUUGAAUGAGUAGGUGUGUCCAAACUUUUGACUGGUAGUCUGUGUAUGUAUGUAUGUAUGUAUGUAUGUAUGUAUGUAUGUACAGUGAGGGAAAAAAGUAUUGAAUCCCCUGCUGAUUUUGUACGUUUGCCCACUGACAAAGAAAUGAUCAGUCUAUCAUUUUAACAGUGAGAGACUGAAUAACAACAAAAAAAUCCAGAAAAACGCAUGUCAAAAAUUUUAUAAAUUGAGUUGCAUUUUAAUGAGGGAAAUAAGUAUUUGACCCCCUCUCAAUCAGAAAGAUUUCUGGCUCUCAGGUGUCUUUUAUACAGGUAACGAGCUGAGAUUAGGAGCACACUCUUAAAAGGGAGUGCUCCUAAUCUCAGCUUGUUACCUGUAUAAAAGACACCUGUCCACAGAAGCAAUCAAUCAAUCAGAUUCCAAACUCUCCACCAUGGCCAAGACCAAAGAGCUCUCCAAGGAUGUCAGGGACAAGAUUGUAGACCUACACAAGACUGGAAUGGGCUGCAAGACCAUCGCUAAGCAGCUUGGUGAGAAGGUGACAACAGUUGGUGCGACUAUUCGCAAAUGGAAGAAACACAAAAGAACUGUCAAUUUCCCUCGGCCUGGGGCUCCAUGCAAGAUCUCACCUCGUGGAGUUGCAAUGAUCGUGAGAACGGUGAGGAAUCAGCCCAGAACUACACGGGAGGAUCUUGUCAAUGAUCUCAAGGCAGCUGGGACCAUAGUCACCAAGAAAACAAUUGGUAACACACUACGCCGUGAAGGACUGAAAUCCUGCAGCGCCCGCAAGGUCCCCCUGCUCAAGAAAGUACAUAUACAUGCCCGUCUGAUGUUUGCCAAUGAACAUCUGAAUGAUUCAGAGGAGAACUGGGUAAAAGUGUUGUGGUCAGAUGAGACCAAAAUGGAGCUCUUUGGCAUCAACUCAACUCGCCGUGUUUGGAGGAGGAGGAAUGCUGCCUACGACCCCAAGAACACCAUCCCCACCGUCAAACAUGGAGGUGGAAACAUUAUGCUUUGGGGGUGUUUUUUUGCUAAGGGGACAGGACAACUUCACCGCAUCAAAGGGACGAUGGACGGGGCCAUGUACCAUCAAAUCAUGGGUGAGAACCUCCUUCCCUCAGCCAGGGCAUUGAAAAUGGGUUGUGGAUGGGUAUUCCAGCAUGACAAUGACCCAAAACACACGGCCAAGGCAACAAAGGAGUGGCUCAAGAAGAAGCACAUUAAGGUCCUGGAGUGGCCUAGCCCAUAGAAAAUCUGUGAAGGGAGCAGAAGGUUCGAGUUACCAAACGUCAGCCUCGAAACCUUAAUGACUUGGAGAAGAUCUGCAAAGAGGAGUGGGACAAAAUCCCUCCUGAGAUGUAUGCAAACCUGGUGGCCAACUACAAGAAACGUCUGACCUCUGUGAUUGCCAACAAGGGUUUUACCACCAAGUACUAAGUCAUGUUUUGCAGAGGGGUCAAAUACUUAUUUCCCUCAUUUAAAUGCAAAUCAAUUUAUAACAUUUUUGACAUGCGUUUUUCUGGAUUUUUUUUGUUAUUCAGUCUCUCACUGUUCAAAUAAACCUACCAUCAAAAUUAUAGACUGAUCAUUUCUUUGUCAGUGGGCAAACGUACAAAAUCAGCAGGGGAUCAAAUACUUUUUUCCCUCACUGUAUGUGUUUAUGUUAAAAAAAAAAUUAGGAACUCAGUCGUGGUCUCCACUUACUGUUGAGAGUUAGAAGGUGCAAUUUAGAAAUUUGGUUGUGCAUCAGCAGUCACUCAAUUAGCCCAUGUCAGCAAAAUGUUUUUGGAUUGGUAAAUUAGUCUAGCGGCCAGCUAUCUAAACUUGUAGUAAACAUGGUCGAAAUACCGACCGUGGUGGGGCCCAUUGAUCAUCAGUUAUCAUAUUAAAAACUGCAAACAUUUGCCUCCAUCCUAUUGCCAAAUGUGUAGAAUUGCUGGAAAUUAGCUGUAAACUUGCUAAUUAUUCUCUCUGCCCCAUGGCAAAAUGAGUAGAAUUGCAGCAAUCUUGCUUUAUAACGGCAACAGUUUUUUCUACGGCCCAUGUUAAAAUGUGCAGAAUUACAGAAAAUUAACUUUAAAACAAAAAUGGGGGGGGGUGCGCAGACCCACGAGCCACUGUGGCCCCUCAUGAGUUCCUUUUUUUUUGUGGGGUCCACCCCAUCAAAGUUGCCCAUUCCUGCUAUAGAUAGUUUGUCAGGCAGAGAGAGCACACAGCUGGUUGUUGCGUGGAGGAAAGAUCGACAGCGGUAAGGUUGCGAAAGAUGUUCCAAGUUAUGAUACAGUAUCUACCAAUAUAUGCUAAGGCAAGAAUGGGUAUGCAAACCAGGUAUUUAAAAAGUUCAGUCUUGGUUGAAUAUUUGCAUGCACAAUUUACUCAUAAUGGAAUAGCCUACCUUGAAAAUCAGACAUUUCUCUAGUCUAGGCUCUUUGGUCCUUGAAAGGUCAUUGAAGCCAAUUUAAAAGUUAUUCUGCUCCAUUAUAAUUAUUCAGUGAUUUCAUUUCUGAUCAGUUUUUAUGAGAGAUGAAGGCACUUUCGUUUGUUUCCCGCUGUUUUAAAUGAAGGGUGUUGCGCUAGUCUGUUGCGUUAAAACUGUGGUUAUUAUGAGCAAGACAACAUCGAAUGCUGGCUUCAACUUGGUUUUCCUUACAAAGUGUUCCAUUACAAAAACAACCCGGUUUUUGGCCGCUUUUUCGUUUCAAAGCAUGAUACAGUAACCCCUCAAUAUCUCUUCAACAUCUCAAAUGGCAAGACUGACUAGCUACUAGCCUAUGUCCUGUAUAUUUCUACCACUUUGUGUAGCCUUAAUGGCGACGCUAAUGAUAGCCUAACCUUUUUUCGGGUAGAUGGAAAGGAAAUAAAAGGUAACUACAAAGUAGCCUACCUGGCAGAAUCAUGAUUAUUUGCAUCAAUGAAGUGGCCAUUUGUUUUGAAAACUCCAUCAUAAGUGUGCUACAGAAACACCGCUAGCCAAACACAACAGUCUGGCUGGUUGCACACCUGAAUUAAAGGUUGUCUACACAAAAAAUAUAUACAUUUCUCAGAUUUUUCACAGACCUCAAAUUGUUCCUUGAUGUGGUUUAAGCAUUGUUGUGGACUUAGAACAUCCAAUUUUCUUUUUUAAAAAGUGUGAUUUUUGAGAGCAGAAACCUAAAAGGAACUUAGGGAAAUCAGUCCUUCUCCCGGUUUUUUAAAUUUUUUAUUUUUUGCAGUGGUAUCAUUUAUGUAUCAAGUGUCGUUUUUUCACAUUCUGCCCUCUAGAGGAUUUUAGCAGAAAAGAACACAUGGCACUUUGAAAUCUGCAGUAAAUACAUUUUGUACUUUAUUUUAAGUCUCUUUUCUUUGCUGUAAGAACACAAGGGCAUAACAUUUAAAUGCAGGCACAUUAUGCACACAGGCCAGGUUGUUAUCAAUUAUAUCAAUUUUUUUAUAAAAUAAAUUGGUGCGACCAAAUCAUGUGCUGGUGCCACGAACUGAAAAAGUUGGUGUAGAACCCUGCACACACACACGUAAACACAUUCUUGGUAAGGGAUUUAUUUCUAUGGCUUUAUAGAUACACACAGAGUUUGUCAACUGUCCUCCUCAAAAUAUGAUUUGACAACCACUUUAAUUACAAUUCAAUAAAAUGAUGCAUGUGUCUAGGAAACAUACCACCUGUAGGAAUUGUACAUCUUAAACAGGAUUGGCCUAUCUUGACCUAUGACCUUUUACUGAAUUACCUCACGUUCCCCUACAGGCUCGCUGAUCCUGUUUGAUCUGCUGACCAAUCAGAAGACAGGAUCAGGAGAGGCAGACAGAGAUGAGGUAACCAGGUCUUUACAGUGACAGAGACCCUGUGUCUGUAUUAUUACAUACCUGACUGACACACACCUCAAGCUAAAAAAUCCAGGUACUAGAGAUCUUUUAUAAUCUCACAGCAGUGGGGUUUUGUUGCGGUUAGUGUGCUACAUAACUCAUGUCUUGUCUAUAUUAGGGGGAACUGUAGGCCUCUUAGUGAUAGACAUCCUGCUGUACAGUACAAUUAAGGUCUAGAUGCCACUUUGUUAAUGCUAUAGACAUCACAGUGUAGGAAUGUAAUGACUAUUCAAUUAUAUUUAUGUUCUAUAACAUAAUAACACCCCUCGUCUGGCCUGUAGGGUCGUAACCGUGACCCCUGCCCUCUGACCUGUGAUGCGUUGGAGCAGGCUCUAUGCAGAAUGGGCCUCCAGGAGCACCUGGCUACACUACAGAGCGUGGACCUAGACCUUGACUCACUGGUGAGACUGUGUCGUGUGUGUCCUGUGUGUCGUGUGUGUGUGUGUGUGUGUGUGUGUCGUGUGCACUAAUAUCCCAGUCUUCCCUCAGGCUCUGUGUGACGAGACUGACCUGACAGAGCUUGGAAUCCCUCUGGGACCGAGGAAGAAGAUCCUCAGCUUCAUACGGAAGAGACACUUCCUACAGGUCAGGGUUCAUAAGGUCACAAAGCAGUGUUUCCGCUGCACUCAUUUUGCUGUGGAGCUGCACCACGGCAAAAUCAUUACCGCCACGCAACAACAAAAAAUAUGGAACAUGAAAAAUAGUUCUGCUGAGGCGCAUUUUGAAGAUGCUAGAACAUUCCACAUGUACUUUUCCUCUACAAACAAAACAAGUAACUAAUAGAACAAUUGAACAACCCCAUAGUAGAAUAGUUUAUAUAUUUACCUAGUCUGCUUGUUGUUGUGUUCUAUGCUAGAUAAAUAUUCCUCUCGUGGCGCAUUCAUGUUAUAAGUGCCAUAGGGAGGGAAACAUGCAUUCUGACAAGCAGUCAAUGCACAACAAUUCUUGCAAUCGCGAAAACAGCAGUUUUAAUGGCUUUUGUUAAAAAGAGGGGAAUCGCAGCUUUCCAUUCCUACUUUAUUUAUUUAUCAACUCCUAAAUAUGCGCCAACUGUGCCAUUUGAAACCUGGGUUUUUUUUAGCAGAAGCAUGGCUAAGCAUGUUACCCCUCAGCAAUUGGAAGUGAGUGCAUAGGGGAGAGUGGGGCUAAAUGUAACAUCGGUCAAUUGUAGGGUGACUUGGGGUACAACGCCUCUACCUCAAAAUCAUUUAUUUGGAAUGACUUAAAAAAUUGUGAUGAGACAGAUAAUAUUUUGGGUUGAGCAAGAGUAGUGGAAACCAGGGAAAGUGUUGGGGGGGAAAUUUUGACAUGAAGUGGUUUCUGUGACAAGUACAGGCAGGGUGCUUUUUACCCCGUGUGUUGAGAGUUACCCCAAGAUACCCUAACAGGUAGACCUGCAUUAUAUACAGUGUUUAUGCACGUUUUUUGGGACAUAAAAUUAAUCAAUAUGAUAAUAACUAGUUAAAAGAUCACAUUUGAGAUCUGGCUAAUGAUUAGACCAAUAGGGUAAAUGCAGAUGGGCAACCCCAUCCUUCAGCCUAUUUAUCUUCACUUUGCUGCAUCAGUUGGGCUAAAGGUGAUUAGUGUUUAUUGCUAAUAGCAUACCUGAAAAUAUGGACCAUGCAAAGGCUAUAUACUCUACAUGGCCCAAUAUGUUAAAAUAAUUGUAACAAAUAAUUUUAGCAAUGUGUUAUUGGGCUAAUUUCUGGAGGUGGAAAUGAUCAUUUAGAUGGUGUCAGCAUACUUAUUUUCAUUCAUUUUGAGUAGAAUGUCCUUUUAAAAAGUCACCAGAACUGAGCUCCUCAGUCCUUCAACAUAAAAAUUAUAGGAGGGACCCCCCCCCCCCCCCCACUCCUUUCCCCCCGCUACUACAAAUUUUUCCAGAGGAAACACUGUCACAAAGUACUGUAUGGGUGUGUGUGCGCGCGCUUGCGUGCAGUGGAGUCUCAGCAGGAAACAUCAGAUAUUAAUCAUUCUCAUUUAUUGUUUUGUCCCAUAUUGUGUGCGUGUGUGUGUAGGAGGGUCGGCAGGGGACGGUGCUUUUGGCCCCCGGGCUGCAGGCCCCCCCAGACCCCUCCGACGAUGCCCCCUCUCCCACGGUUAGCCUUGGCAACCAGUCUCCAGGGGCGUCGGCACGCCGACAGCAGUUUCUCAGAGUCCAGUCCAUAACAAGCGCUGUUGACUACGAAUACUUCGACGUGGGCAUUGGACAGGUAACACACACACAAAAACACAUACCCCCUACCUGUGGUUGCGUGCGUGUGGUACUCUGUGAUGACUUACUCAGUGAUGACUUACUCAGUGACAACUAACUCUGAGGUAACUAACUUUCUACUCUUGAAUCACUGCUCUCAAACCAUCACCUCUGCUGCCCUGUCUGUUUGGUGUGAGCUGCAGCAGCAGUAGUAUUAGUAAUAGUCGUAGCAGCAGUAUUAGUAGUAGUAGUAGUAGUCGUAGCAGAAGUAGUAUUAGUAAUAGUCGUAGCAGCAGUAUUAGUAGUAGUAGUAGUAGUAGUAGUAGCAGAAGUAGUAUUAGUAAUAGUCGUAGCAGCAGUAUUAGUAGUAGUAGUAGUAGUAGUCGUAGCAUAAGUAGUAUUAGUAGCAGCAGUAGUAAUAGUAGCAGCAGCAAUAGUAUCAGUAGUUGUCGUAGUAGCAGUAGUUGUCGUAGUAGCAGCAGCAGUAGUAGUCGUAGCAGCAAUAUUAGUAGUAGUAGUAGCAGCAGUAGUAUUAGUAGUAGUAAUAGUCGCAGCAGUAGUAGUAGUAGUAGUAGUAGUAGUAGUAGUAGUCAUAGCAGUAGUAGUCGUAGUAGUAGUCGUAGUAGUCAUAGCAGUUGUAGUCGUAGUAGUUGAAGCAGCAACGGUAGUAGUUGUAGUCGCAGUAGUAGUCGUAGCAGCAGCAGUAGUAGUAGUAGUAGUAGUUGAAGCAGCAACGGUAGUAGUUGUAGCCGUAGCAGCAGUAGUAGUCGUAGCAGCAGCAGUAGUAGUCAUAGUACCCACAGUAGUCGCUACACCCGCAAUAACAUCUGCUAAACAUGUGUAUGUGACAAAUAAAACUAGAUUUGAUUGGAGUAGUAGUCGUAGCAGCAGCAGUAGUAGUAAAAGUGGCUGUGAAGUCUAACUAGCCCUCCUGCUUGUCUCCCUCUGCCUGCCUGGACAGACCAACGGGGGCAUAGCCAAGGGACAGGUCUGUCACACUGUCUCUCUAUACAGGACAUGCUGUUGGUUGUGGUCCCCAACCCCAGUUCUCUUCCAUUUCCUCUUAUGCUCCUGUCCUCAUAGAAAGCAUUAGAAUUUAUCCUUAGAAAGAACUCUAGCCCCGCCCCUAACCCUAACCUCAACACCAAUGUGACAGGUCAUCCAGUCUGUCAGGCCCCUCUCAAAGAUCUAUUUUACUGUCAUAUGAAUCAGACAAAUCUCUCAUUCCACCUCCACCCUUCCUUCCAUAUAGGACUCUCACUGUUACCAGGAUACAUACUGUAUGUACAUACAGUACAUUAACACAUCCACUGUUAGUGCCCUUCCUGUGUGAGUCCUCAUCUCCAUGGUUUCCUGCCAGCUGCUGUGAGGGUUCCCAGACCUUCUGUUGCCGUCAAUAUUUGCUGGCUUGUUGUGUUGCAUGAACAUUUUGCACCCAUGCUGAAUGUAUGUGUGUGUGGCUGUGUUAUUGGGUCAUUAUUUUUCACUGGAUUGUAUUGACCCAUGUAAUAUCACUUAAUGUUGACAUUUUGCAUGGGAUCGAUUUCUAUUGGGCUAUUCAAGCCUAUUGUCUUGCUCUUCUCUGGGCUGAAUAUACACAUGUGAUUUAUAACCCCCCUAUCUCUCUCUCGCUCUCACUCUCCCUCCCUCCCCGUUUCUCUCCAGGUGUCCAUUAACUACCCCCAGCUGGCAUUCCAUCCUCAGACCUUCUUUGCAUUCGGUUCUCCCAUCGGAAUGUUCCUGACCGUCCGUGGACUCAAACGCAUCGACCCAAACUACACCUUUCCCACCUGCAAGCACUUCUAUAACAUAUACCACCCUGUAAGCACACACACACCAUCCCUGCCUACCUGAGAUUGUAUAAUAUAACACCCACACACCUGCGCACAUCUGAUAUAUUGAGACAUGGCUUGUUCUCUCUCCCUCUAAAGUUUGACCCUGUGGCCUAUCGGAUCGAGCCCAUGAUUGUGUCUGAGUCAGACCUAGAGCCCAUGCUGAUCCCACAUCACAAGGGCCGCAAGAGGAUGCACCUGGGUACGGAUAUCAACCUAUCUUUCUAUCAAUACGUCUGUUAAAGAAUUAAUCUUUGUCAGUAAUGUGUUGUAGUGUUGAAAAGCCUUAUGACAUGAAAAAUAAUAACGUUUGGAGUGUGUGUGCACGUGUGUGUUCUCUAGAGUUGAAAGAGAGUCUGACGCGGAUGAGUACUGAUCUGAAGAAUAACGUUCUCGGCUCGUUUCGUACUGCCUGGCAGUCUCUGGUCCGAAUGCCCGUCGCUGCACUGCCCCCGGUGGAGGAUGGAGAAACUACAGCAGAGAGAUCCCUGCAGGAGACAGAGGGUAACACACACACACACACACACACACAGUGUCAGUGCAUUACUGCUCUGUGUAGGCUAAUACCCCAAGUUUUAAGGCUUUUAACUUAACCGUUAACUUCCAGUCCCCAGCAUGUUUGAAGCGUGUGAGUGUUCUUGCUGACAUGUCUAACCUAGUCUCCCCGUUCCUUGUGCUCUCUGCAUGUUCCCUCUCCUCUCCUCUCUGCUGUUCUGGUGGUCUUUCCUUUACCCUAACCCCUGACCCCUGACCCCUGACCCUAGUCCCUGCGGCAGCCUGCGCUGCUGUGAGGGAAGAGAGUAAGGCUGAUUUGUGGACUAAAAUUCUGGAGUGGCCCAAAGCCCUUCACUUACAUUACUUCCAAGGUAAGAAGCCAGGCGAUAUGGAGGCUAGAAUGAGCUACUGUAUGAGUGGUCUUCGUUCUAGCUGUCUGACUGUCAGAUGCAGCCCAGCACUCUGUACACAGAGAAUACUCCUUACAACGCCCCCCCCCCCCCCCCCCCCCCACCCCCUCACCCCCCACCCCCCCGGCAGAGAGAGACAGCAGCCUGUGUGCACUCACAGAAAUUGUAAUAUUGAUAUUUGGCCUGAUAUUUUGUCUUGAACUUGGAAAAAAAUAGCCUAAUAUUUAGGGUUUAUAUAGUCCUCUAGGCAUAGAGUCCUCUACCUGGAAAUUGAAGCCUGAUAUGGGCCUCGAACCAUUUAGUUUAAGGCUACUACUAAAAGUGGUAUUUUCAGACAGGCUAGUUACAAGAGUAUUUCAGUGAUAUCUACAGUAUUUGAUCCCCUGCUGAUUUUGCAUUUUAAUGAGGGAAAUAAGUAUUUGACCGCUCUGCAAAACAUGACUUAAUACUUGGUGGCAAAACCCAGAGGUCAGACGUUUCUUGUAGUUGGCCACCAGGUUUGCACACAUCUCAGGAGGGAUUUUGUUCCACUCCUCUUUGCAGAUCUUCUCCAAGUCAUUAAGGUUUCGAGGCUGAUGUUUGGCAACUCGAACCUUCAGCUCCCUCCACAGAUUUUCUAUGAGAUUAAGGUCUGGAGACUGGCUAGGCCACUCCAGGACCUUAAUGUGCUCUUCUUGAGCCACUCCUUUGUUGCCUUGGCCGUGUGUUUUGGAUCAUUGUCAUUGCGGAAUACCCAUCCACGACCCAUUUUCAAUGCCCUGGCUGAGGGAAGGAGGUUCUCACCCAAGAUUUGACGGUACAUGGCCCCGUCCAUCGUCCCUUUGAUGCGGUGAAGUUGUCCUGUCCCCUUAGCAGAAAAACACCCCCAAAGCAUAAUGUUUGACGGUGGGGAUGGUGUUCUUGGGGUCAUAGGCAGCAUUCCUCCUCCUCCAAACACGGCGAGUUGAGUUGAUGCCAAAGAGCUCGAUUUUGGUCUCAUCUGACCACAACACGUUCUCCUCUGAAUCAUUCAGAUGUUCAUUGGCAAACUUCAGACGGCCCUGUAUAUGUGCUUUCUUGAGCAGGGGGACCUUGCGGGUGCUGUAGGAUUUCAGUCCUUCACGGCGUAGUGUGUUACCAAUUGUUUUCUUGGUGACUAUGGUCCCAGCUGCCUUGAGAUCAUUGACAAGAUCCUCCGUGUAGUUCUGGGCUGAUUCCUCACCGUUCUCAUGAUCAUUGCAACUCCACGAGGUGAGAUCUUGCAUGGAGCCCCAGGCCGAGGGAAAUUGACAGUUAUUUUGUGUUUCUUCCAUUUGCGAAUAAUCGCACCAACUGUCGUCACCUUCUCACCAAGCUGCUUGGCCAUGGUCUUGUAGCCCAUUCCAGCCUUGUGUAGGUCUACAAUCUUGUCCCUGACAUCCUUGGAGAGCUCUUUGGUCUUGGCCAUGGUGGAGAGUUUGGAAUCUGAUUGAUUGAUUGCUUCUGUGGACAGGUGUCUUUUAUACAGGUAACAAGCUGAGAUUAGGAGCACUCCUUUUAAGAGUGUGCUCCUAAUCUCAGCUCGUUACCUGUAUAAAAGACACCUGGGAUUCAGAAAUCUUUCUGAUUGAGAGGGGGUGAAAUACUUAUUUCCCUCAUUAAAAUGCAAAUCAAUUUAUUACAUUUUUGACAUGCGUUUUUCUGGAUUUUUUUGUUGUUAUUCUGUCUCUGACUGUUCAAAUAAACCUACCAUUAAAAUUAUAGACUGAUCAUUUCUUUGUCAGUGGGCAAACGUACAAAAUCAGCAGGGGAUCAAAUACUUUUUUCCCUCACUGUAUGGACUGAUUUUAAAACUGUAGAUAAUGAAACUGUAGACAGUGUGGUUAAAUCAAUAGCAUUAACUGUCUUCAGGAAAGUAUCCAUCUUACCUUGGAUGUUGUUCUAUUGAUGCAGUGUCUAACAGCUCACUCUUUCUUCGGUAGUGUGUUAUUAUCCUCCCUCUUCUCUCAGCAUAUCAAGCCUUUUAAACACUCUCUUCUUAGCAUAUCUCACCUGUUGCCCUGUUAUCUCCCCCCUCUCCUUCCCACAUGCACCUGGCCCCUCACCCAUGCACCUGGCCUCUCCCAGAGCCUUGAUAGACUGCCUGACUUUUCCAAGUGGCUUCUGCUUCCUGAAGCUCAACUUUUAUUUUUCUCUAACUCCACUCACUAACUCCUCUCGCAAACUCCACUCGUUCACUCCUUAUGCACACUCAACUCUCUAACUCCCCUCGCCCACUGAACUCUCACUCCACUCGCUAACUCUCUCUCCACAGUUUCUAGAAACCCCCCUUCAUCAUCUUCCAAACUUUUCAAACAGCAGUCACUAAACUUACCUGGCCCAGAAACACUUCUCAUUCCCUAGCUAGCUUCAUCAUCUGCAGAUCUGACUGAACCAGAUAGGUGUGUGCAAAAUGGCAGAAACUUCACUAAUCCUAUUUAUUGGAAGUCUAGGUGGAGCCGGCAUCAUUUUGGAUUUUAUUUUCCAGUCCUUUCAUAUCUGCAAAUAGCAAGUAAGGGCUAGGAGUUGUUUCUGGACUGGACAUAGGAGUCCGUCUGCCUCCGUGUGAUUGGUCCAUCUCUGACCCUGCAGGUGUGCAUGAAGAGGCGGAGUCUCCAGGGUCGGGGGAGGAGGAGGAGGGACGUCAGGUGAAGGUGGGGAUGCUGAAUGGAGGGCGGAGGAUAGACUAUGUACUGCAGGAGGCACCCAUCGAGAGUUUCAACGAAUAUCUGUUUGCCAUCCAGUCCCACCUCUGCUACUGGUCAGUACCUGUGUGUGUGUGUGCGUCUGUUUGUGUCUGUGGUGUGUGUGUGUGUGUAAUGCAAAUACCUUUUGAAUUAUUAGGAUCCCCAUUAGCCGACGCCAAUCGUGACAGCUAGUCUUACUGGGGUCCGAUGCAUAACGAAAACUACAUUACAGACAAAAUACUUUACAAUUUACAUACAUUUAAAAACAUUAACAUGUAGUGUGUGUGUGUGUGUGUGUGUGCACAUCUAUCAGUUACACAUAUAGUGCAUUCAGAAAGUAUUCAGACCCCUUGACUUUUUCCACAUUUUGUUACGUUACAGCCUUAUUCUAAAAUUGAUUUUAAAAAAAGAAAAUCCUCUUCAAUCUACACACAAUACCCCAUAAUGACAAAGCAAUAUUACAUUUACAUAAGUAUUCAGACCCUUUACUCAGUACUUUGUUGAAGCACCUUUGGCAGCGAUUACAGCCUCGAGUCUUCUUGGGUAUGACACUACAAGCUUGGCACACCUGUAUUUGGGGAGUUUCUCCCAUUCUUCUCUGCAGAUCCUCUCAAGCUCUGUCAGGUUGGGUGGGGAGCGUUGCUGCACAGCUAUUUUCAGGUCUCUCCUGAUUUGUUCCAUCACGUUCAAGUCCGGGCUCUGGCUGGGCCACUUAAGGACAUUCAGAGACUUGUCCCGAAGCCACUCCUGCAUUGUUUUGGAUGUGUGCUUAGGGUCUUUGUCCUGUUGGAAGGUGAACCUUUGCCCCAGUCUGAGGUUCUGAGCGCUCUGGAGCAGAUUUUCAUCAAGGAUCUCUCUGUACUUUGCUCCGUUCAUCUUUGCCUCGAUCCUGACUAGUCUCCCAGUCCCUGCCACUGAAAAACAUCCCCACAGCAUGAUGCUGCCACCACCAUGCUUCACCGUAGGGAUGGUGCCAGGUGGUCCUCUGUAGCUCAGCUGGUAGAGCACGGCGCUUGUAACGCCAAGGUAGUGGGUUCGAUCCCCGGGACCACCCAUACAAAAUAAAAUAAAAAUGUAUGCACACAUGACUGUAAGUCGCUUUGGAUAAAAGCGUCUGCUAAAUGGCAUAUUAUAUAUUAUAUAUUAUAUUAUAUUAUUAUUAUAUAUUAUAUUAUGUGACGCUUGGCAUUCAGGCCAAAGAGUUCAAUCUUGGUUUCAUCAGACCAGAGAAUCUUGUUUCUCAUGGUCUGAGAGUCCUUUAGGUGCAUUUUGGCCAACUCCAAGCGGGCUGUCAAAUCAAAUCAAAUUUUAUUUGUCACAUACACGUGUUUAGCAGAUGUUAUUGCGAGUGUAGCGAAAUGCUUGUGCUUCUAGCUCCGACAGUGCAGUAAUAUCUAACAAGCAAUAUCUAACAAUUUCACAACAUAUACCCAAUACACACAAAUCUAAGUAAGGAAUGGAAUUAAGAAUAUAUACAUACAAUCAGUUUUGUUGUGACAAGGUGGACAUUUCAAAUAAGCAAAGAGAAACGACAGUCCAUCAUUACUUUAAGACAUGAAGGUCAGUCAAUACUGAACAUUUCAAGAACUUUGAAAGCUUCUUCAAGUGCCGUCGCAAAAACCUUCAAGCUCUAUGAUGAAACUGGCUCAUGAGGACCGCCACAGGAAUGGAAGACCCAGAGUUACCUCUGCUGCAGAGGAUAAGUUCAUUAGAAUUACCAGCCUCAGAAAUUGCAGCCCAAAUAAAUGCUUCACAGAGUUCAAGUAACAGACACAUCUCAACAUCAACUGUUCAGAGGAGACGGUUGGAAUCAGGCCUUCAUGGUCGAAUUGCUGCAAAGAAAUCACUACUAAAGGACACCAAUAAGAAGAAGAGACUUGCUUGGGCCAAGAAACACGAGCAAUGGACAUUAGACCGGUGGAAAUUUGUCCUUUGGUCUGGAGCCCAAAUUUGAGAUUUUUGGUUCCAACUGCCGUGUCUUUGUGAGAUGCAGUGUUGGUGAACGGAUGAUCUCCGCAUGUGUAUUUCCCACCUUAAAGCAUUGAGGAGGAGGUGUUAUGGUGUGGGGGUGCUUUGCUGGUGACACUGUCUGUAUUUUUUUUUAAAUUCAAGGCACACUUAACCAGCAUGGCUACCACAGCAUUCUGCAGCGAAACGCCAUCCCAUCUGGUUGGGGCUUAGUGGGACUAUCAUUUGUUUUUCAACAGGACAAUGACCUAACACACCUCCAGGCUGUGUACGGGCUAUUUUACUAAGAAGUAGAGGGAUGGAGUGCUGCAUCAGAUGACCUGGCCUCCACAAUCCCCUGACCUCAAACCAAUUGAGAGGGUUUGGGAUUAGUCGGACCGCAGAGUGAAGGAAAGCAGCCAACAAGUGCUCAGCAUAUGUGGGAACUCCUUCAAGACUGUUGGAAAAGCAUUCCAGGUGAAGCUGGUUGAGAGAAUGCCAAGAGUGUGCAAAGCUGUCAUCAAGGCAAAGGGUGGCUAUUUGAAGAAUCUCAAAUAUAAAAUAUAUUUUUAUUUGUUUAACACUUUUUUUUGGUUACUACAUGAUUCCAUAUGUGUUAUUUCAUAGUUUUGAUGUCUUCACUAUUAGAAAAUAGUAAAAAUAAAGAAAAACCCUUGAAUGAGUAGGGUAGUUCUCCCCCGAUAAUGUGUUCAGCAGACCGCACCAACCUCUGGAGAGCCCUGCGGUUGCAGGCGGUUCAGUUGCCGUACCAGGCGGUGGUACAGCCCGACAGGAUGAUCUCAAUUGUGCAUCUGUAAAGGUUUGAGGGUUUUAGGUGCCAAGCCAAAUUUCUUCAGCCUCCUGGCCAAACUGAGCAAUUAGGGGAGAAGGGCCUUGGUCAGGGAGGCUGUCAUGUGCCUUUUACUGAGGAGUGGCUUCCGUCUAGCCACUCUACCAUAAAGGUCUGAUUGGUGGAGUGCUGCAGAGAUGGUUGUCCUUCUGGAAGGUUUUCCCAUCUCCACAGAAGAACUCUGGAGCUCUAUCAGAGUGACCAUCGGGUUCUUGGUCACCUCCCUGACCAAGGCCCUUCUUCCCUGAUUUCUCAGUUUGGCUGGGUGGCCAGCUCUAGGAAGAAUCUUGGUGGUUCCAAACUUCUUCCAUUUAAGAGUGAUGGAGGCCACUGUGUUCUUGGGGACCUUAUAUGCAGCAGACAUUUUUUGAUACCCUUCCCCAGAUCUGUGCCUCGACACAAUCCUGUCUCGGAGCUCUACGGACAAUUCCUUCGACCUCAUGGCUUGGUUUUUGCUCUGACAUGCACUGUCAACUGUGGGACCUUGUAUAGACCGGUGUGUGCCUUUCCAAAUCAUGUCGAAUCAAUUGAAUUUACCACAGGUGGACUCCAAUCAAGUUGUAGAACCAUUUCAAGGAUGAUCAAUGGAAACAGGAUGCACCUGAGCUCAAUUUCAAGUCUCAUAGCAAAUGGUCUGAAUACUUAUGUAAAUAAAAUGUAUGUUUUUAAUUUUUUAUAAAUUUGCAAAAAUUCUAAAAUCCUGUUUUCGCUUUGUAAUUAUGGGGUAUGUGUGUAGAUUGAUGAGGAAUUUUUAGGGAAGUGGUCUGAAUACUUUCCGAAUGCACUGUACAUGUCAGUACAUACACACAACAAGUAAGUCACUCUUGUGUCUCUCCUGUGUGUGUAGGGAGUCUGAGGACACUGCUCUGCUGCUGCUAAAGGAGAUCUACGACAAACUGGGUGUGGCCUUUGAGCAGCCACAGCAG
Coregonus sp. 'balchen' is the source of this 26674-nucleotide messenger RNA. The record is from the annotation of a GenBank genome assembly. Lineage: Eukaryota; Metazoa; Chordata; Actinopteri; Salmoniformes; Salmonidae.